AUGGCUGAACCACAGUGGUCGAAUGGUUUCAAUCCCAAUGUUUGGAAUGGAGUACCGCCAGGACGCGUUGAUCAUUCCGUUAGCAAACCAAUCAUGGUUGCGAACGCGAAUAACGCUAGUCAAGCGGCUUCCCCACAUUCGGAAUCUUAUGGACCGGGCGUGUUGCAGAUGGUCGUAGACAAUGUGCUUAGUGGAUCGCCGGCAUCAGUGAAUGCAAAAUUCGGUCCCCCUAGUACGAGAGGUGAAGUUUCGUUGCGUAUAAUCGAUGGAAAAAGUGAAGACAAAAGGAACGAUACCGGACCUGUAGGUCUGCCGAUUCCAUAUGGUGUUCCCAUGUUCAAUCCUUCAACUGCAGAAGCACCAGGAGGCACACCGGAUUUCCAGAUGGCUCCAUUCCUAUUCCAAGGGGGCCAUGUCAUCGGUGGAAAUACUGCGAUGCCGUUCAGCUCCGGGUCUCCUGCUGCGCCUGGGUUCGGAUACGGAGCGUGGAGUGGCAUGUACCCAUCUCAUCAGCCACCGACAACAUCGACUAGCGAUGAGUGCAUAAAGAAAGGCGGAGGAAUGCCCAUUGGCGGUCCAGGAGCUGUGUCAACCAAUAUGUUCUCCACCUCACCUCCGUUUCCGUAUCAGAAUCCAAUGCUCGGUGUGACAAACAGCCUCUCAAACUUGUCAAUCGGUGGACCGCAGAUCACAAGUCCUUUGCGUCCGGACCAACCAUUUCCAGGCGGAUCUAAUGCGCUUCCAAAUCUGGCUGCUCCACAUAUGAUGUAUAUGCAAUACAAUCAGUCCAACCCACAAACACCGACUCUCGGUAACAGCCCUACAUUCUUUGGUAGUGCGAUGAAUGGUAUACAGAAUAUGAGUCUGGCUCCUGGAAGCACCUUGUCAGGAUAUGGUGGGUCACGUGCACCAUUCUUCAACACGCAGCCACAGCCGAACAAUGUGUCGCCCUUCAGUGGGAUGCAUCAGAGACGACUAAUGGAUGAGAGUGGACCAAGGAUGGCAGGAAAUCGAAGCCAUAUUCUUGAAGAUUUUCGCAAUAACCGAACACCUCCUCUACAGAUUACAGACAUCCUGUCCCAUGUUGUGGAAUUUGCCAAGGACCAGCAUGGAUCGAGGUUUAUCCAACAGAAACUGGAACGAGCGUCUGUAAAAGAGAAACAGCUGUUGUUUGACGAAGUGCUAGCAAAUGCUCAUGCUCUCAUGGUGGACGUGUUCGGGAAUUACGUAAUUCAGAAAUUCUUCGAGUUUGGUACACCGGAGCAAAAGGCAGCACUGGGACGGUCGCUGAAAGGGAAUGUGAUGAACUUGGCACUACAAAUGUAUGGAUGUCGAGUAAUUCAAAAGGCAAUGGAGUCAAUUGAUGAGUCCUUGCAGUUGGAAAUACUCAAAGAGAUGGAGGGACACGUUCUCAAAUGCGUCAAAGAUCAGAAUGGCAAUCAUGUAGUACAGAAAGUUAUUGAAAAAGUGAAGCCAGAACGCCUUCAAUUCAUCAUUAACACGUUCACGAAGAAUGGUCCUGACACGAUCACACAGCUCUCGAUGCAUCCGUACGGGUGCAGAGUAAUCCAAAGAGUGCUGGAGCAUUGUUCCGAAGAACAGAAACGUCCUGUUUUGGAAGCCCUACACGCGAAUAUGAGCACUUUAAUUGUUGAUCAGUACGGUAACUAUGUAGUACAGCACGUCAUCGAGCAUGGAAGUAAUCAAGAUAGGGACAGGAUCGUACAAGAGGUAGCAGGUAAUGUUCUACGGUAUGCUCAGCAUAAAUUUGCGUCGAAUGUUAUCGAGAAAUGUCUGAUUUGUGCUGGUAGCCAUCACAAGACUCUUUUGAUCGAUGAAGUCUGCGGUACACCUAAUGACCCACAACCGCCAAUACUACUGAUGAUGAAAGAUCAGUUUGCCAACUAUGUUGUACAGAAGAUGUUAGAUAUCGCUGAUCCGGUGUAUCGCAAAAAAAUGAUGUAUGCAAUAAAGCCUCAUAUACCUGUUCUACGAAAGUACAGUUAUGGAAAACAUAUAAUCACAAAAUUGGAGAAAUACUUUCAAAAACAACAGUACAAUCAUGCACAGCACCAGCACCCACAGUACGACAUGACCGGAAUGCAGGUUGCAAACGUUAAUCCCGCAGUGAUGUAA
Molecule: messenger RNA, 2136 nt
Organism: Necator americanus (New World hookworm)
Lineage: Eukaryota; Metazoa; Nematoda; Chromadorea; Rhabditida; Ancylostomatidae
Exons: 16
Coding region: 1-2136 (711 amino acids)
Biological process (GO): post-transcriptional regulation of gene expression
Cellular component (GO): nucleus; cytoplasm
Molecular function (GO): mRNA 3'-UTR binding
Source: RefSeq, a predicted model, not a curated record